Brenthis ino (lesser marbled fritillary) is the source of this 789-nucleotide messenger RNA. The record is from the annotation of a GenBank genome assembly. Lineage: Eukaryota; Metazoa; Arthropoda; Insecta; Lepidoptera; Nymphalidae.
AUGAAUCAAUAUGAGACAGAACGUCGUCUUGGGUGGUGUUAUGGUUUAUUAACAGUCCUACUUGCAAUAUCAGUCAUAUGUAUAGCAGUACCUUACAAUCAUUGGAGAGCUACUCUUGAUGUUUGUCCUGGUAGUUGGCUUGAGAACUUAAGCUGUGGUUGUAUAUUCUAUGGAGUAAGUACAUUCCAGUACUUCAAUGGAGGGCGCAAUUCAUAUUGCCUUUAUUCUAUAUUUGCACCUUUACCAUUAAUUGUGUAUGCUCUGAUAAUGACUCUAUUCCACAUGUAUAGAGUUUGUAUUAACAAUAUUGGGCAAUAUGAAGGAGAGAAAUCAACAACUGUGGAAGAAAUUGAAGGAGAAACGAUAAUAGUUUCAUCCAGAGCUAGGACAUCUCAAAAGGAUGAUGCUGUUAUAUACUGUUGGAUACCAACCUCGUGUAUAGCAGCGGUGUUUGCAAUUUAUAAUAUUAUACAUACAGCUAUCAUGACUGAUGGUUUCUUUAAAACUUGUCUUCAAUACAGAGGAUAUUUAGUAAGGGAACUUCAUGCCACUGGAGAUCAUGCUACUGCAAUACAUUUUCGUUUAACUUGCCAAGCAAUAUUUGACUUCAUGGAUUAUAUUCAAAAAGAUGCACCAAACAGUCGCAGGGGAGAUUUUAUUAACACAGGGAUUGCACUACAAAUUGCCUUACUGACAUCUUGGCUUUCUGUUUUUCUGUGGAUAGUUGUUGUUAUUCACACAGCUAUAAGAGCUUAUAAAGAAAGAAAUGUAUUAACUUGCUGUGGAAAG